CACCCCACUUGGACCUUCUCUGAACGCCCCUUGACUGCUGUAGUGUGAAACGCGGCUGGAAAGCACGGAAACGGCAGGCCAGUCCAUCUGCUUUCUCCUGCUUUGAAGAAAGCACUACCAAAGAUUCAUUUUUUUUCAACACCAAAUCAGCAGUGUCACCGGUUCACAUCGCACGUCCGUGUAAAGAAGUGAUAUGCAAAUCGUGAUGGAGGACUUCUUUCAACCUGUCAUUAUCAGGUGACGAUACUUUAUAUGUGCCUACCGCUACUUGUCAAGGGUUGAUUUUUGUUCUUGAAAAGGAGACAUUCUGGUCCAUUUUAUUAUCAUUUGUUAGGUUUCCACUCAGUUUCUUGCCCUAGAUUAAUUGCCAUGAAGAUGUUCUUCUGAAAGAGGGUUUAUAGCGCUAAGCCAGGCACAUGGGCAUCCUCGGUGUUCUGCUUUUUGCAGAAAGCUUGAUCUGGUUCUGGGGAUCCUCGGUCGCAGUUGACACAGUAUAUGCAUCUCAAUCAAUCAGUGAUGGGGAGACACUAGUUUCGAGUGGUGGAACCUUCGAAUUAGGAUUUUUCAGUCCAGGUAAUCUCACAGAUCGAUACUUGGGAAUUUGGUAUAAGAAUGUCCCUGUAAGAACCGUUGUCUGGGUUGCAAAUAGAAGCAAGCCAAUUAAUGACUCUUCAGGCACGUUGAUGGUUGUCAGCACAGGCAAUCUUGUCCUCCUCAGCCAGAAUACUAGUGUUGUUUGGUCAACUAACUCUAUGAAACAGGCCCAAACUCCAGUUUUACAGCUCUUGGAUAGUGGAAAUCUCGUGCUGAGAGACAAUGGAAAUGGCAAUCGGAUACUUAUCUAUGGCAAAGCUUUGAUUACCCAUCUGACACAUUUUUGCCAGACAUGAAGAUCGGAUGGGAUGCAAAUAGCAGUCUAGAACGGCACUUAACUUCUUGGAUGAGUCUCGAUGACCCAUCUCCUGGAGAUUUCACUUGGGGGUUGGAGAGAAGUAACUAUCCUGAGCUUGUAGCAUGGAAGGGAUCAAAUAAGUACUUCAGAAGUGGACCUUGGAAUGGACUCCGUUUCAGCGGCGCACCACAGUCAGGAGCCAAUCCUGUCUUUUCAUAUAAGUUCAUAAACAAUGGAACUGAGGUGUACCAUACAUUUGAUGUGGAGAAAAAUCACAGCUUGUUAGGAUUGUUGUGAAUCAAACUACCUCUCUAUGGGAACUCUCCACUUGGAAUGAAGAUUCUCAAAGCUGGAUGCUCUUCCUUUCAGUUCCAAAGGACUAUUGUGACCAUUAUGGCCUCUGUGGUGCCUAUACCAAAUGCUUGACUGACAAGUUGCCGUAUUGCCAGUGCCUGAAAGGAUUUUCGCCCAAGUAUCCAGACAAGUGGAACUCAAAUGAUUGGUCACAGGGAUGUGCCAGGGAUAAGCUUUUGAGUUGCAAUGAUGGUGAUGGAUUUAUAAAAUAUAAUCAGAUGAAAUUGCCAGCUACAACAUAUACAUGGGUAGAUGGCAGCUUAAGCCUCAAGGACUGCAGAACGAGAUGCUUGAAGAACUGUUCAUGUACAGCUUACACAAACUCAGAUAUAAAUGGGAAAGGUAGCGGUUGUGUGUUGUGGUUUGGUGAUCUUAUUGAUAUGAGACAGUUUCCAAGUGGCGGUCAAGACAUAUACAUUCGGAUGUCAGCUUCUGAAAUAGGGAAGAGUAAGCGCAAACUGUUGAUAACUGCCAUUGUCAUUCCAGCAAUUGGAUUACUUGCUGCCAUGCUCACGGCCCUCUAUUUUGUUGUCAGAAGAAGAAUGAAAUCUGGAGAGAGAACCAAAAAUGUGACAGAAGUUUUAGAGAAAGAAGGUACCAAAGAUGACCUGGAGCUCCCACUCUUUGAUCUAAUUACACUUGCCAAAUGCACAAACAAUUUUUCAAUCGAAAACAAGCUCGGUGAAGGUGGUUUUGGACCUGUAUAUAAGGGUACACUGGUAGAUGGACGAGAAAUUGCUGUGAAGAGACUUUCAACUAUCUCUAGGCAAGGAUUGAAGGAGUUCAUGAAUGAAGUCACAUUGAUUGCAAAACUCCAGCACCGAAACCUAGUAAAGCUUCUUGGUUGUUGCAUUCAGGGAGAAGAAAAAAUGCUUGUCUAUGAGUACAUGGCAAACAAAACCACUAAUCCUUCGCUCUCUCUAUGCUGUGAUCAUCUCGUGACCACAAAAACUGGUUACCUAUGA
Eucalyptus grandis is the source of this 2211-nucleotide messenger RNA. Its product is annotated as G-type lectin S-receptor-like serine/threonine-protein kinase SD1-1. NCBI's taxonomy places the organism in Eukaryota, Viridiplantae, Streptophyta, Magnoliopsida, Myrtales, Myrtaceae. The coding region runs from base 1246 to 2211 and encodes 321 amino acids. Gene Ontology annotation, biological process: protein phosphorylation; recognition of pollen. Gene Ontology annotation, molecular function: protein kinase activity; ATP binding. The record is from RefSeq and is a predicted model, not a curated record. The transcript has 5 exons.